AUGUCACAUGCUGCAAUGGAGUUGCCAUACUGCGAUCCAAUAAUGGCUGCAACAGAAGAAUCAUCACAUGCACAAACGCAAAAUAUGCAUAAUAGGCCUACCCAAGAAAACACCUUCAUCAACAGAUACUGUAAAAUGAAGCAUCUUAUGAAUGAAGAAGACUUAAAUUUCUGCAGAAGAAAAUCCUUCUAUGCUUGA
This is a messenger RNA of Sphenostylis stenocarpa, 198 nucleotides long. The record is from the annotation of a GenBank genome assembly. NCBI's taxonomy places the organism in Eukaryota, Viridiplantae, Streptophyta, Magnoliopsida, Fabales, Fabaceae.